Molecule: messenger RNA, 4942 nt
Organism: Megalopta genalis
Lineage: Eukaryota; Metazoa; Arthropoda; Insecta; Hymenoptera; Halictidae
Product: facilitated trehalose transporter Tret1
Biological process (GO): transmembrane transport
Cellular component (GO): membrane
Molecular function (GO): transmembrane transporter activity
Source: RefSeq, a predicted model, not a curated record
CAUAAUCGCGUUAAAGGACGUAAGGGAUUUGUUUGUUAGAGAAAUAUGAAGAAUAAUAUUAACUCUCAACUGUAUCUAGCAGCGAGAAGGCGCUCUAGAGCCGCGGCCAUCUGGCGGCCACGGCAUGAAGCAUAACACAAAGCUAGUCUCUAGCGAGAAGUUUGGCGCUCUAGCGGCAGUGGCGCGAUUCUACGGCCACUCUGCGAGUCUGGUUAACGAUUUCGUGGUGGGUUGAUGUCGAAAAAGGGAGAAAGUCUCGCGUUGGGAAUGUACCCGUUACGAGCUAUUUUAGUGUUUUACUUUAACCUGACUGUGUUAACCUGACCAUCGCUACAUCAAAUAUUUUGAUAAAUUAUUAAUACACGUUAUUUGUCAUGAACAGCUUUCGGUAAUAGUUGUUCAAAGCUUUCGAUAUUUAUUAAUUAAUAAGAACGCUAAGAGUAAUGUACAAUAAUACAUUACGGCGAGACGAUAUCGAUCAAUUUAUCGAUUAAUUUAUGUUUGAAUAGAAGCAGGAGCCCACAAUGUACAUACGCUGCCCUCAAAGUAAAUUGACAGCGUUUGGUUACAUGCCAGCUUAAUUAGUGCGCGACUUUAAAAAUAUUAUCAACAAUAGCUUCCAGAGUUUGUUCAUAUAUUGUAAAAGCCAUGAACAUUUUAUAUAGAAUUUACAAGCUACGUUAUAUCUUAAAAGUGAUAAAGUUCUCAGAGUUUAUAUUUCAUUGUACAAAAAGUAAAUAAAAACACCGAUGAAACGCAAGAAUAAUUAAUUUUCUAAAUAAUAACAUUAGACAUUAUAUCCAAUGAUUUACACAAGUUUAAUUGCCCGUGUACGCUGUAACUUCAAACGAAUGCAAUCAGUUAUUUUCUGAAAAAUAGAUUACGUUCUUAUUGUUAAUGAAAAAUGUACUCUACAUUAACGGCUUAUAACUUUUAUGAAUUCAUUGACAGAACUGAGUAGAUGUAAUCAUAUUAAUCAUAUUAAUUUGUACAGUAGAUCUGAAAAUAAUACGACACUUACUCGUUAAUUGCAUUUCGUAUUUUUCCUUUCGCCGAAUAAAAAAUUAUGUAUGUUGCGGAUUUAAAAUCCAACAAAAGAAUCGCAAUUAGUAUUGAAUCGUCGAAGGUGCAAAACCAACCUCUCUUCACAAACAAACGAAACUACAAAAUAAUCCUGCAAUCAAAUGCCGGCUUAGUGGGUUAAAUUAGGUACUAAAACCUAAUCGAUACGAAUCGACCCAAAUGUUCCCGUCUGUAAUCCAGUUUCAUCGUUUUAUUCAGCAUUCACAGCUGCAACAGUUAAGAAAUCCCAUUAAAUUGUAAUUCAUAGGAACAUCGAAUUAUAACAUUAUUGACAACUACACUCGUGUGAAGAACCAGCUGAUCUGGAAAUCGAUGAACACUGUAUCAAAUGCUUAAAAUCAGUGACAUAUUUUUCAAUGUAUUUACAUAGCGUUCGAACACACCGCGCCAUGUUUCAAUGCUAUUUACAAUGCGUAUUUGAUCCGGUCUCAAUAAUGUAAAACAUUCAUAAAUAACAAACCCAUUAAUUGGUUUCCUCGAGUUCGGAUAAAUUUGUCGGCGCGUUGUUUUCGAGGAUCGAAAAAUGAAAAGAAUAUUGAAAAUAGCGUAGCAGUUUCUAUUGCGUUGAACGUCGGCGAAUGUGUUCGCGAUGAAAACAGAGGAUACGUAAAUUGGCCGCGAUGAAAACGUACGACCGGGCUAUAGUAAAUCCAUGUUAAAGGACUCGGCUGGUUCGGGGUUCUGUCUCUCAAUAACACAUGCACCAUAACGUCGGUCAUAAACUGUCGUUUCGCGACGAACUCGAGACCGGGAGCCGUGCGUGCGUGCGGCCGAAAGCAUACGUAAGUGAAUUUUACGCAAAACGUUUGUCUUGGAUACUGGUUACUAUGCCGCACGAAAUUAGAAAUUUACCGGGCCCGAAAAUGCACACGAUGGGGCGACAUAUUUUUCUGUGAUAUAUGCGGAGUCCGCCGCUCUGCGUUCUUUUUUUUCGUGAAACAUAGGAGAAACUGCUUGGAAAUUCAUAAACAGUAUAAGCAGGGAUCGAAAUAUACGGGUUAUUUUAAUUCCGGGAAAAUUCUGUUAGUACUCGUACCAUUUACUUAGUAUUUACUCGGUAUUUCUGUAGAAUUUUUAACUAUUAUCAAUAUUAACUAUCGUCAUUUUUAACUAUUAUAUUAUCUAAAACUUGUACGACAAAAGUUCCAUGGAAACAAGUGUUAUUUAGAAAACUUAUUGGAAAAAGUUUUACAAUACGAAUAGAGCUGUCAACGAAAAAACUGGGAAAUCGUAAUCACAUAAUUAAUAGAUCUUAUUUAUAUAUUCUUUUACAACUUGAACACUGAUCUGCGAAUAUUCAGCCAAUAUAUCGCAAAAUUUCCCAGCAACGCGGGAUUCGUUUUCCGACUUCUAAUAAACCGUACAGCGCACACGGUCGGUCAUAAACCGUCGACUCGUAACAAAGGAUCGAACGUCGCAAAGCGAGAGCAACUACUCGAAACGCGAAAACAAGCGUGCACAGCCGUUUCCAUGCUAGCACGCGCGUUCCUAUUGCACAGCCAGCUAAGGGAUACAUAUCAGAGGAUCCUGUUGGUAUCUUAGUUGGCUUUAUUUCCGUUAUCUCUGCCGUAGACCGAACCGGAAUCCUUGUUCCGACACAUACUACCUGUUUACGAUACUUCCCGGCAAGAUGGCUUCCACAUUUCGACGAGUUCUAACGUCUGCCGAUCGCUCGCCGGGAACAAUAUGAUUUGCGAUACAGUUAAUUGGCCCCUUGUUCGAUACACCGCUUGUAAAUAUUUGUAACUGAACUGCGAAUCUUUAUGCCGAGUGCCAUACAUUUGUAAAUACUUUUACAACGAAAGACUUUACAACUGUAAGAGCGUAGACAUUUGUUUUGUCUGUUGGUUCGUACGAAAAAAUGAUAAAUUACAGAACUCGAUUCAAUUUAAUAUAACUUUAGUUUAGAUGUACAGAGAAGCAUAAUUCUGUACAAUUUCCGCUUUCCUGAAUUUAUUUAUGAAACUACGAACUUGUAAAAACAUUUGAAACUAUGCGAACGUAAGGUAAAGCGAACUAAGGUAUCGGAAAUAUGCGAAUCAACAUAGACAGAUGGGAAAAGAAAUCGAAAAGGUUCGCUCGUGCCAACCGACCACGGUCCUGCGUACACCAAACUGCGAUCUAAUUCGCCAGCAAAUCGGUGCAAAGAAUUUCGAAGUAGACACAACUCUGGACUGCACGAAGUUCCGACACUCUUCGACGUACAAUCGCAAGGCGCGAGUCGUGGGUCCGCGCGAUGGAUUAAGGAGAGUUUUGUGGCGGUUGUCGAAAGUGAAAUAUAUUCGGUCAACUCUAUUACUUGAACCGGUGAGACAGGCCUUGGUCUCCUCCGCGCGAAUGUUCGUUGCAAGCUUCUGGCUUGCUUCUGUUCGAUACUCGUAGCUGUAGAACACAAAAUCACCAGGAAAAAUGAGAAAUAUGCUCAACCUCGAGAUAUUUAGACAGAUACUGAUUGGAAUUAUAUGCAAUCUGUUGAUCGUCGACAGUGGAUUGAACGAAGGAUGGAGUACUCCUAUUAUACCAAAAUUCGAACACGACGAUCCUUUGAAAGUGUCCUCCGACAAAGUGGUUUGGGUGGUGAAUUUGAUGUAUGUCGGCGUCGGACUCGGCUCUAUCGUGCCUUUCCUCUUGAUGGACAGGAUUGGUCGUAAAGGAACUUUACUAUUCGCCACGGUACCGAAGAUUUGCAGCUGGAUUUUGAUCGGCUUAGCAGCCACCGUUCCUCAGCUUUACGUUGGUCGAAUAUUGGCCGGCAUAGGCUGCGGAAUAACAUACGCUGUUAUGCCGAUGUACCUUGGCGAGGUUAGCAGCAAAAGGACACGUGGGCCUUUAGGUACGCUGAUGGCAGUGCUGCUGAACACCGGUAUGAUGCUCGCCUACGCGAUCGGUCUGUCGGUGUCUCGUUUCACGAUGUCCAUGAUUUCGGUGUCCAUUCCGAUCCUGUUUCUGCUAUGCUUUGUCUGGCUGCCGGAGAGCUCGGUGUUCCUCACGAAGAAGAACAAGCUGUCGUCCGCUGAGAAGACGCUGAAAUGGGCGCUCGGCAAGGACAACGUGUUGGAGGAGUUGGAGGAAAUCAAACGGAUCGUGGCGACGGAGGAUUCGGCCGGCGACACGACGUUCGCGAACUCGUUGAAGCAGACGUGGAGCAGGCGCGAGAAUCGGAGAGCGUUCGGCAUCGCUAUGAUCGUUCUGAGCGCGUUGACUUUAACAGGGGCGGCGCCGUUGUUGGCUUAUCAGUCGUUCAUAUUCGAGGAAGCGGGCUUCCAGAUAUCGACGGAUUUCAGCAUAGUGUUGACAGGAUGCGCGCUCGUGUUGGCCGGCAUGAUCUGCGUGCUGCUGGUUCGGAGCAUCGGCAAAAGGCUGCUGCUGCUUCUAUCGACCCCGGUCUGCGUGGUGUCGUUGGUGACGCUAGCCGUCUUCUUCGGCCUCCUCUCGAGUGGCCACGACGUCGCCAGGCUGCGAUGGGUGCCCACCGUGUUCCUGGUGAUUUAUGUUCUCGGCUAUGGCCUCGCCCUGAACCCCGUCCCGCUCGCCUACGUCGGCGAGAUCUUCCACGUCGACGUUAAGGUGCCCGCGGCCAUAUUUUGCUCCCUUUAUUACGCCCUCACCACGACCACCGUCGUGAAAUUCUAUCAGGUAUUGCAAGAAUCGUACGGAACGUACAUGCCCAUAGCGGCGUUUACAACGAUCACAUUCUUCAUUUGGAUACUAAUCUACCGAUACGUGCCGGAGACCGAGGGAAAGACCUUGGAGGAAAUACAAAUUGAGUUGAGAGGCAAAUGCUGACGAUUGUUCUCGAUUGUGCACUGCACCAUGAUGUACUUAAUAAAUGACAGACAGUGUCGACUCGAACGUGAAA